This is a messenger RNA of Rhodofomes roseus, 1368 nucleotides long. RefSeq lists its product as uncharacterized. The coding region runs from base 290 to 1201 and encodes 303 amino acids. The transcript has 22 exons. The record is from RefSeq and is a predicted model, not a curated record. NCBI's taxonomy places the organism in Eukaryota, Fungi, Basidiomycota, Agaricomycetes, Polyporales, Fomitopsidaceae.
CUGGGAGGAAAGCACCAUGAGACAGUGAUAACCUUUGCUAACUCACGAUUGUACACAUCAGAGCAAGCUAACCGACACGACGAGCCCGGUAACCGUGUGUCUUACGGCGUUAUUCAUGGAUCAAAUCUUGCGUACAGUAUGAGUCAGUGGUGCAGGAAGCCUUACCACUGUGCACUCUGACUGCGCUGGCCUAAUAUAAAAGUCUGAUCUGCAUCCUGACCCAGAUGCAAGUGCAUAUCGCUCCGGAAAUUGCAAACAUUUUCGCCUGUACUCACUAUAGCCCGCGGCAAUGCACAUUUCCGAGGCGGAACUCAACGGUAUUCUGGGUGCUAUACUCCUCUCAGGAACCUUCUCGUGGAUGUUGUACGGCUGCACCUGCGGCCAAGUGUUGUACUACGUCAACAAUUAUGCCUCCACUGAUCACAAACAUAUCAAAAUCCUGGUCACCCUCGUCUGGAUGUUAGACACCGGAAAGAUGAUCAUGGGGACUGCGUGUGACUGGGAUAUCCUGGUUGGAGGUCGCGGCACACCCGCGCGCUUUGAGGGUCUACCUGGCAUCCUACCUGGCAUAAUGUUCUUCGGUUGUAUUACUAUUUUCAUAGUCCAUUGUUGCUACUUGUACACAAUAUGGAAGUUCCUCAAGCAAUCGGACCGUCUCUCGCGAUGGCAAUUCAUCAUGGCACCUCCGCUGCUCUUCGCGACAGGAUCACUGGUUGCAGGCCUAGUGAACGCUGCACAUGUUGUCAUGACAGACAAUAUUGAAGGCGCUUUGGCAAAGAACAAGCUGGUUGGACCCAUGCGUCUCGCCUGCGCAGUGAUCACUGAUAUCUACAUCACUGUGUGGUUGUGCUAUCAUCUACAAGAUGCGAAAACUGGGCAGGAACCCUCCGACAACAUGAUAACCAGACUCGUCAACUACGCGAUCUCUCGAGGGAUGUUUACGGCAAUUGCCCAAAUCCUAGCUGUUGUUCUUCUCCUGACUGACGGUACGAGUAAGACGUUGUAUUCCAUGAUAUUUUACGUACCUGCAAGUGGGCUCUACGUCAACUCCCUUCUGUUCAUGUGGAAUGUGCGGCACUACGUCAAGAAGGUCAGCAUGCCGACGAAUCCCAGCAGAUGGAGCAACAUGGUCCUGGACCAUGCGGUCGAUUCAGUUCCAAAGGAACUACUCUCCAGGGAGGGUUCGAGCCCACCGUCAUGAUUCGUAGACUCGGAGAAUCAAGUACUUCGAAUGCUAGUCCUACAGAUCUCUUUUCAAGCAACUGUAGCAAAGGACACUCGGAAUUUCAUAUUCAGACCUCACACGCUUGACCGACUUGGACACAGGUAAAUGGGCGAAGAGAUUCUGAAUCCGCCCUGGCUAGAUAA